AUUCUAGCAAGCACACCAAAUCCCCAACGCAACCAACCACAAUGUGUGGCCCGAAAAUAUCCCUGAUCCCCCACAUUUUACACUUUCAUGUGGACAAGCUUUCUCGUUCGUUGAACAGUUUUUUCGUAUUUUGGCACGAUUCUUCAAUCGUGUCUCUUUCCCUCCGAUGCCACAGGAGAUACCAUCGAAUCUUCCCUCAUCUCAUUGCUUCCCUUUAAAGGCAAUCACGAUUUUGCAUACCCAGAAAAGUAGAAUUCCUACUGUUUGUUGUGAUUUUUAUACGGGGAGAGGCGAAAACAAUGAGAGCUCUAAAUUCCCAGUUAGUGUUGAUCGAUUUGCACAGUUCUUGGUACUCAGCUAAGCAGAUCCCCAUUUCAACAUAUGGGUAUCUGAAAGAGUGUAAAUUGGGCGCUCCUACGUUCUCAGCGGCGUUUCGUCGAACACGUGGGAAGAUAUCGUCUUCACGGGCCCGGGCACCAGAGGUUCGGUCUCCUGAGAUUCGACGGCCGAGAGACUUGUCCAAUUCAGGAAAUGGCUUGUUAUCAAUUUCCUCUAAUGUGGCUUCCACGUCGAGUUCGAGUUCUCAGGAGAAUGAGGUCGUCUCUGACUUGAAGUUGUUUCUUGAAAUAGUGCCUCUGAGAAUGAGGAACGAGCUGCUUAGACACAAGGAUAUAGGGGAGCUAAUUGAGGUGGUUAUGGACUUGGGAAGGAAGCCACUUGCACGAUUUCCAUCUGGAGAUUGGGUGAUCUCAGAGCUGCCUGUGAAGCUUGAGGAUCUAUACGACGCAAUUUCAAAAGUUGGGGAUUUCUCCGAAGACAACCGCUCUGGUAUUAAUCACUCUCUACAUCGUAUAAGUGCAAUUCGAAAUCGUAAAUUGCAAAUCAUUGGCCUUACUUGCCGGGUGGGACGGGCUGUAUCUGGAAGUGCUGAUAUCAUACGGGACUUAGUAGAAGGAAGCGGCUCCAUAUUGGUUAUAGGGCCUCCUGGAGUUGGCAAAACAACCUUAAUCAGAGAAAUUGCCAGAAUGCUGGCUGAUGACCAGAAGAAACGUGUAGUUAUUGUUGAUACGUCGAAUGAAAUAGGAGGUGAUGGAGAUGUUCCUCAUUCUGGUAUAGGUCGUGCAAGAAGGAUGCAAGUCCCAAAUGUUCAUAUGCAGCAUAAUGUAAUGAUUGAAGCAGUUGAAAAUCACAUGCCUCAGACCAUCAUAAUUGAUGAAAUUGGAACCGAGUUAGAAGCAAUGGCUGCAAGUACAAUUGCCCAGAGAGGAGUCCAGCUAGUUGCCACAGCACAUGGAAUAACUGUAGAGAGUAUCAUGAAAAAUCCCGCUUUGCAGAUCCUUAUCGGUGGCAUAGAGAGUGUCACUCUUGGUGAUGAGGAAGCAAGGAAGAGGAAAGUGCAGAAAACAAUUCUUGAGAGGAAAGGGCCUCCUACAUUUACGUGUGCUGUUGAGAUGAUAUCAAGAACUGAAUGUCGUGUUCAUCAUAGAUUGGAUGCAACCGUGGAUGCCAUACUAGCUGGGAAAUCUCCCCUAUUUGAAGUCCGCCAAAUGAAUCUGCAAGCUAAUACUUCGUUGAAAUCUACUCCAUGUACUGAAGAAGAACAAGUUGAAAACCCAAAAGUGACAAAUAAUGAAAAUAAACAAACUAGAAUAGAGUCUGAUAUGGAAGAUGAUGAGUAUAGUUCUAAGUCCAAGAAAAUGGGCACGAAUGGGUCUGUAGGCUCAAGGAGCUCCCCAGCGCAUGUUUACACUCACAAGAUACAAGAAGCUGAUUUGUUACAAGUAGCAGCUGUAAUGGAGCUUGAGGAUGAAAUAGACGUAACCAAUGAUAUUGGCUCUGCAAAUGCUAUUCUAACAUCUAGUUCCGAAAUUAAACAGAACCCUUGGAUCCGCGGUGUGGCAAAGUUUCACCAUUUGCCUGUAUUUGUUAUUAAGUCAAAUACAAUGGCACAAAUGGUGAAGGCAAUUCGUAUGAUUCUUGGAAUGGAUUCAUUUGGCUCUUUACAAAAGCAAUCAAGCAAAAGUUCUUUGGAUAUUGAGAUCAAAGAUGAUGCACCAAAAAGAAAACCAUCGCUGGAGGAGAUUGAUGCCUUGGAGGAAGUUCGACUUGCAAUUGAAUACAUUGUGAUACCAGGCGGCGAGGCUGUGGAACUUCUACCAAGGCGCACUGAGAUAGUCGCCCGACAACUUGAAUUGGUCCAGAGUUAUCAGUUGGCUGCAGAGAAUUCGGGGACUGAAUCAAACCCCCGUCUGCAAAUUCUUCCUCAGAAAUUAAGCAAAAGAACUUCAACAAAACAUCCCAAAUCUAGUUCAAGUUUCCUUGACAAUGGAGGUACAUGCGUUCUUUGAUUCCCGCUUGUCCCUGAAUAAUUCAACAGAAAUUGCCAUUGAUUAGAUAAUAUUAAAAUAUUAUACAGUUGUGUAAAUUAUCUUACAUCGUGUAUCUUCUUUUCUCUUAAUUUUCGUAAAUGUUUAUUGUUGUGAAGACAUUCACUUCACUGUAUCAAAUUGUUGUACAUUGUACAAGAAAUGUAAAUUUUAUUUGAUUGUUAAUUAUUUGAAUUGAGCAAAAA
Molecule: messenger RNA, 2572 nt
Organism: Olea europaea var. sylvestris
Lineage: Eukaryota; Viridiplantae; Streptophyta; Magnoliopsida; Lamiales; Oleaceae
Exons: 9
Coding region: 300-2348 (682 amino acids)
Molecular function (GO): ATP hydrolysis activity
Source: RefSeq, a predicted model, not a curated record